AUGAAUGUAAAGUCUUUAGUUUCACUCUUCGAGUGCGAAGAAAGCACUGGAAAGGUAGACAUGAAGGUGCUCGUUUCACCUCGACCCUAUAUCGAAAAAUUGAUUAUUAAGACUCCUUCUAGAAACAAUGUUGAAGAGCAUAUGAUUUCGAAAAGGAUGAGAGAAAUAAGAACUGAGAAUACUUCACCGAUAGAGAAUGUGAGGGGGAGAGACGAAACUGAAUUGAGCAUAGACCUAAGAAGAGAACUGAAAAAUUACACUUUAAACGAAACUAAUGACCUUACUGAGAGAAGUGAAGACACAGAUGGAGAAAUUGGAGAACAAUGUGGACAAACUAUCAACAACGUCACAGGCAUUGCGAAGAGUAUGCUGGGGCUGGAUCUGGGCCUGGGUUUAUUUGUAUUGAACCAUAACUUGCAACUUGAAGAGCCUAUCAAGUCAAGCUCACCUAAGAUUCUAGAGAGUCCACUUGAAACUUCAGUGGAGCCAAGUGUACCAGAAACAUCUGAGAAUUUGAAUAUACAAAUACCUACAAAUCCAACUAUUUCGGACGCACCCAUAGAUGAAAGCAUAUUAGAAGACGCCAUAGACGAGAAUAAUAGUAACGACUCUUACUCCGUUUCACUAUUCGACGAUUAUCUCGCGAACAUUGAACAAGGCAAAAGUGCAACCAAAUCGAGAAUGGCUGCAAAUGGUGCGGAACAGGAAAUUAGACAAAAGAAAGAUGACCUAGACAUACAAGGUCAAGGUGCGACAGAUGAUGAACCAAGGGAAGAAGAAGACAAAGGGGAAGAAAAGGAAGAAAAGAAAGAGAAGGAAGAAGAGGCAGAAGAGGCAGAAAGAGACAACAGCUACUUCAGUACACCACCCGCAGUUUCUAAAGACAUGUUCAUCACUCCUCCUGAGUCACCUGUUGGCAGCAAUUGUAGUAGCAUUACAUCACCAGGUCUGAUAUAUAAGAUUAAUGUUAAAGAGAGAUAUAGUCGAGUCCUGUCAUUGAAACCUGGUUUUAAUUACGAGCUCCCAAAAUUGAACCCGAUCCCUGAGAGCAAGUCUAUACCCAUACUGAACCCAUUAAGUAGUUCUACUCUUUCAUGUGCAAGCUCGCCUUCAAGGCCACUUUCAACACCACCCAGAAUCUACACAAGAGACUUUCAGCGCAAGAGGAUUAUCCGAAUGGAGGACACAAUAGAUGACGGUGAUGGAUAUAGCGACAUGUAUUCAAAUAUUUUCAAAACUCCUGUCAAGAAGAGCGCAGAACCAUCUGCAUCAAUGGGGAUGCCCAAGGUGGUGCCCAGAGUGAUGCCCCAUUUGAUGACUAAGACCAGCCUGUACAAUGAAAAACUGCACUGGUUCAAUCGGAACCCAUUUAAGAAGAGAAAGGAAAGAGAUUUUCACUUAUCGAUUCCAAGAAAGUUAGUCAUUUCUGAACCUCAAAAUGUUAGGGAUAUAGCCUUUGAAGCAUAUUCCAAACGAAUAGGCGUAACACAAGUCCACCCUGUGGUUAAGCUAUUGAACACCGGUCCCAAAAAGGUGGAUAGGGCCGUUCAAACAGAGCCCUUGAAAGUUUCCACUGCAUUUGAGAUGACUCGAUGCUCUAUACAGAGGUUGAGAGAAAAUCAGAGAGAGAGCAGAGCGGAGUAUGAAUCUAAGAAGCAACAGUGGGAUCCUACAGCAUUCAAGAAAGAAGCAUUUGGAGAAUAUGUUGAUAUGAUAUUCAAUCUCUGA
Dujonia railenensis is the source of this 1728-nucleotide messenger RNA. NCBI's taxonomy places the organism in Eukaryota, Fungi, Ascomycota, Pichiomycetes, Serinales, Debaryomycetaceae. The record is from the annotation of a GenBank genome assembly.